GAUGGCAGUCGUGCAUUUCAAUGUUCUUCAGGCUACCGUACCUCCAAUCUUCAAACACUCUAACCUACCUAGUCCCUAGUAAGCACUUGCAGCCCUGGAGCACUUUACUUUUAGCACCCCUAGCAGCAACAUUGAACCGUGGGCCUUCAGAAGUUCAGCGACCUUCGGUGUCUCCACAGUGCCACCAACCAACCGACCUCAUUUCGUUCCAUUCAUCCAACAAGGAGUCCGAGUCGCGCAUCUACACUUCGACAUCAUUCUAAAUCAUCCACCUAAUUAUUUCUCUUAACGACCCUCGAGACGAACGCAGCAAUAAUUAAUAACGAUUUAUUUCGAUAGAAAAAAAGAAGAAGAAAAAUAUAAAAAAGGGAAGAAGCCGCUCGGCAACGAACGUCGCUACGAAGGAGGAAAAAAACCAUUGGACCUACACCAAUCGAGCGAUCGAUCGCAUGUAGUCACUAACUUACCAUGUCCGUCGAAGCGACUGCCGCAAUGGCGUCUGCACCCGAGACUCAGAUGGUUGGAGUCGAGGUCGCAAAUGAUGCGUCAAAGCAAGACGCUCACGAUGCACACGAUAAAUCCAAUGCAUCUAACACCACAGUCAAUGCUAAAUCCACCGGACUUCAUUCGCCGCCCGAUAGCAACAGCGCAAUGAAGUUGGAUAGUAGCGAUGAAUCUGAGCUGAGUGACUUGGACGAUCCUUCUAUCAUCGAUAUCAACAUGAGUUCACCACGUCCUACUUCCUCAGGUACUACAACGCAAGACAAUUUUCAACCGGAGGAAGAAGAAGACAUCGGCGAGGUACUUCCCGACCAUUGGUCCGGUACCGUUCCCGUCUUCAAGCCGAACAUGAAUCAAUUCAAAGAUUUUAAGAAAUUCAUGACUAAAAUUGACUGUUACGGCAUGAAGUCUGGCAUUGUCAAAAUCAUACCCCCGCAAGAAUGGAAAGAUAAUCAUCCCCCACUUGAUGAUAUGAUCAAGCAGAUUAGAGUCAAGGAACCUAUCAAGCAGGACAUCAUGGGUUCUAAUGGAACUUAUCGACAAGUCAACAUACUACAUCAACGUUCCUAUAAUAUCCCACAGUGGCGCAAGCUCUGCGAUCAGAGCGAGCACCAGCCUCCUGCUAGACGGGGUGAACGUCGAGCGCAAGCUCCUCCCAAGCCAAAACCGGUUCCAGCAUCAAAUUCCAAUUCUAGAAGACGUCGAUCAACUAGAGGCAAGGGCAAGCGUGCUGUGCUUAGAGACAACGCCGCCGAUCCGGAAGAUCGUCCCAUAACACCUGUUUCACCUAAACCGAACGAGGAUCUCAUCGAAUCUGUGGAGCAGGAUCCAGGCACGGACGUAGACGACGAUGACGACCCUCCCGUUGUUGGUCGGAUGGGUGGCUCUAGGCAGGCAAAGCCCAAGACUCAGUCUACGUCUGCUCGAAGAAAGUACGCAAGGCGAGAGGCGUCAGCUAGGAUCGACGAGGAAGCCUUCAAGAACUUUGACUAUCAUAUGGACAUCUCCGAUUACACCCCCGAAAGGUGCGAGGAGCUUGAGCGUAUAUAUUGGAAGACUUUGACGUACGCACCGCCGUUAUAUGGCGCGGAUCUUCCCGGGACGCUUUUCGACGAGGAUUGUAACUCGUGGAAUCUCAACAAACUUCCCAACCUCCUUGAUGUCCUGGGCACGAAGGUACCAGGUGUCAAUACGGCCUAUCUCUAUCUUGGCAUGUGGAAGGCAACCUUUGCAUGGCAUCUUGAGGAUGUUGAUCUGUAUAGCAUCAAUUAUCUUCACUUUGGCGCUCCAAAGCAAUGGUACAGUAUCUCUCAAGGUGAUGCGCGUCGAUUUGAAGCGGCCAUGAAGAGUAUCUGGCCCACAGAAGCCAAAGCUUGCGACCAAUUUCUGCGGCAUAAGGCUUUCCUUAUUUCGCCGAACCAUUUACUGCAGUAUUACAACAUCAAGGUUAACAAGUGCGUCUCCUACCCAGGUGAAUUUGUCGUCACAUACCCCUAUGGCUACCAUUCAGGAUACAACCUGGGCUACAACUGCGCUGAGGCUGUCAACUUUGCACUGGAUUCCUGGCUGCCAAUGGGGAAAAUCGCCAAGAGAUGCGAAUGUGCCCAAGCUCAAGACAGUGUUUGGGUUGAUGUAUACGAGAUUGAGCGCAAACUAAGAGGAGAAGAAACAGAGUACGAAGAAACAGAAGAUGAAGAGGAGGAGGAGGAGGAAGAAGAAGAAGAUGCCGACACUGGAGUGCCAACGCCAAUAUUGUCGCACGUGAGAGUCAAGCAGCCCGGGCGAAAGCGCAAACGUGCAGCAACUGACAAAGGGGAGAAGAAAGGCAAAAAGAUACGACUCCGUGUUAAGAACAACAUUGAACCCCCUUGUUGUCUAUGCCCCCACGAUAUACCUGGACAGGAAGUGCUACCGACUAGUGAUGGCCGCAAGGCUCAUCGUAUAUGCGCGCUUUACAGCCCGGAAACCUGGGUCGAGACUGUCGAAGGAGAAGAAGUCGUCGCGAAUGUGGACGGCCUCAGUAAAUCACGCAUGGAACUCAAGUGCUUGUAUUGCCGUUCUAAAAGAGGCGCUUGCAUCCAGUGCUCUCAAAAGAAGUGUGCUCGCCCUUACCAUGCUACUUGUGCUGCCGCAGCCGGUGUGUUGGUAGAAGAGGCAGAUGUCCCUAUUUUCGGCGAAGAUGGCACUGAAUAUAAGGAACAAGCUUUCGAGUUUAGUUGUCGCUUCCACCGAACUAAAAGGGACAGGAAGCUGGACGGUGAGGCUUUGGACGAGUGCCAGAAAACUCGACAAGCAGCAGCGGCCCUUAAGAAAGGGGACAUAUGCCAACUUCAGUAUUACCGUGGGGAUAUAUUCGCCGGCGUUGUUGUCGAAAAUCGGCCUGACGAGCGAGCUUUCCUUCUCGACAUUAUUCCGCACGGGGAACGAGUUGAAGUGGAAUGGAAAUGGCUUCUUCUCCCAGACCCAGCCGAUUUCCACCUACAGAGAGCAUCGGCAAACGCUAUCCCUAUGCCGACAUCACGCAAGGCUAAGGAUCAGAUUAAUGCUACUAAGAGGGUCACGGAGGAGCUUCCACGCGCGGAAGCGCCGUUUGUCGACGGAUUCACUUGGGCUGAGUUUAAUACAUACGAUUGCACCAACCAGGCACAGGCCAAGGUGGAUUUGAGCAAGGACAAUCAGCUCUGGCACUACAUUGGUCGAACGUCAACGGAAGCCCGCGCUCAGUACACGGAAGACCCUAGAAGGAUGAAGCAUAAUCCUAAAAGCAACUUUCUGGACACGCUUCCACGGCCGCCGCCACCCGUCCCCCAACCUCGAAGAUCGUACGGACCCGGCCCUGCGCUCCUGGCACAUACUCAAAGCUUGUCAGGAAUCAAACCGGAGAAGCCUUAUCAGUAUAGGCCGAGAGAUCCGAUUACACCUUAUGCUCGCUCACCCUUCGCAGAUCCACGGUUUGCCCCGAACUCGUCAACCUUUACCACACCACCAUAUGUACCUAAUCAUUCACUCUAUCCUCACGAAGUGGUGCAGCCCACCGCACCAAAGCCCAAUCUGGUUUUUGCGCAUAUGCAACUUCCUCCACCACCUAAGCAGGCUCCCACGCCUAAACCAGCACCAGCUGUUGAAGCAGGACCGCAGCAAAAUGGACAGUAUGUUACACAGAAGCCUGUGCAGAAGCUAGAAUCGCCACAGCAAGCUGGCUACUAUUUCCAGCCCCCUGUGGGAAAGCCGGUUUCUGCAGGCCCACUGGACAACCAACGCCAUUCGCAACAAACAGCACCAAGUUCAACGACUGCUGCCUCUCUACCACAUCCUCACCAGUAUUCACACCAAGCCAUAUCCAACUCUGCCCCUAUACCCCAGCCACAUGACCAGCUUUCGUCGCAGCAGACUGUACCAACACCAACUGUGACAUCCCAGCAAAGCAGCCAGUAUUCUUCACCGCAGGCUCUGUCGAAACCACUGACUAAAUCUCGACCAACUCCUCCGCAGAAUGGACAUAGACGAAGUCGCUCGUCGCUUGGUGGCCAGAAUAGUCAAUCGUUGGUGUUUGGCUCAGAUAACCGCUUUAGAACGCCGCCUUUUUCGUACGGAACUAGUCGCAUGGAUUCCACUGCCAAGUCGCCGUUUAGUCAUGGGUUCAUGCAACCCCCGGGCCUUGGGCCCUCUCCAUCACCACAGAAUGGUCAACUUUUUCAAGCACAAGCUAGAGCUAGAUCAUGCUCACUGGCAUCUAAUCGCUCAUUUGAUAUGCCAAUGACUUCCUCGGCCAUCCGACCAUCCUCAGCAACCCGACCUUCUUCAUCUGCUUCCGCUCAAGGGACCGUUGGGGAAGCACAGUCCCCACAACAACAAAUUGUUAUUAAACCACGGCCAAACAUUGUCCAGAAAUAUGCUUUCUUCCAAGUUCAUCACAACAGGGACUCUACAAAGUAUAGGACUCCUUACGCCCAUUGGGGUGGUUUUACUAAUGGAUACGAGGGAAAUCUCAGAGCUCAUCUGAUGAGGUCGCCUGAAGUAUUGUUUGACAUUAGAAGACGAUCAACAAGCUUCAGUAUGACCCCCUCCAGUCUUUCUCCUACUGCUGGGAUUCCAUUUAGCAAGGGCACCCCAACCAAAGAUAAUAAUCCCAAUUUGGCAUCGCGCCUCAGUAGUUACGGUUCGGCUCGACAGCAGCCAAAUGCCCUUUCUCCUAGCAUAUUAGCUACGCAGAAAUCUACAGCAUCGAUGCCGCCUCGCGGGCCAGACGGUAAUCUAGGAUAUCCCCAAGGAUCAUCAAAGCCCAUGAAUACUUGGCAGGUAAACCCGGGAGCCGUGGCGCAGUUACACCCAGCAAUCCGAGCUCAAUAUGCGGCGAUGCUACAAACCGGCAAUGCUGAAGCUCACAGCCAAAAGAAUAUCACCCAUGUUCCAGGUAUGCCGAACUCACAGUCAGUGGCGGCUGCAUCAACAUAUUCUCAGGCUACACCAAACUCAACAUUUCGUCAUACUUCAAUCUCGAACGUUAACUUGACUCUUGCAACUACCGACUCGACCUCAGAAAACCAAAAGCCUCUUGCAUCGACCGCACCGAACACGUUUUUCAAAGGACUAAGUGUGCUAAAGCAGACGUAUGUGCCCCCUCCUCGGCCUUGGGAAACACUACGAAAGGCCCAGGCCUCAGCGGAGCCAUCUCCGGCCCCAAACACAACUUCGGCAGAGGCGGUUGCAUCCACACUAGCUACACUAGGAAGUAUGACGAGUACAUCGGUUGCGCCCAGCAGUGAUAUAUGUCAACAGCAAGAUCAUAUGAUGAGCCCAGAGCUCGAAUCCAGCAAUGGUCAGCUAGGCCAGCCUCGAUCCGUUUCGCUCGCCCAUGUAAAACAAGGCACCACGCAAUCACAAGGUGUCGCAGAACAAUCCCCGGCUUAUGCAACACAGCAACCAGCAGUAGAGCUCUCAGCAGCAACAAUCGUGACGAAUCCAUCAAUAUCAGUGUCCCCUCUUUCUCAGCCUGAGAUUAUAAACGAUCUUCCAGAAGUUCCGGACGAAUCAAUGAAAUUAAUCGAGAGCAUCAUCUGGAAUGCUAGAAGAGUCAGUGACACAUAUUCAGACGAUACGACUCGAAAUACCUAGGUUUCCAUUUCAAAGUGAGACAACAGAUGAAAUGAACAAGUACCUAGGGUAGGGAUGAAGAACGAGCAUUACGCAAUCUCAAUCAUGGUUUACUUUGGAACGAGGAGCAUAUCUUGCGGAGUUUGGCGUUGACUUGAUCAAAGAGGGAGUGUGGUCCCUCGAAAAGUUAGUCGCAUCAGAGUUGCAUCGGUCUGCAUGUAAAGACGUUCCCCUAAUUAGAUGUCAUGCCUGCGCAAGCUUGUUUCUUCUUCUAACCCACGAUAUAGGGGUUCAGGGAUAGGAGCGUCAUUAUUUUUAUUAUUCUCGAUUCGUGAAUGGUGGCAGGCGGAUAGGGUAUAAGGAGUCGAAUGGAUGCAUUGAUGUAUACUACGGUAAAGGGGAAGGGGAAGGGGUUAGGCUACGACCAUAUCUCGAGACCCCUUUAGGUUGCUUAUCUGUUUCUAAAAUCAUUCGACUGUAAUGGUUUUUGGGCAGAUUCUGUGGUGUAUUCGUACUAGGUAAUAAUGUACUCAAGUAGGUACUACUUAGGUACUGAUGAAUUGUAAUACCUAGAAUACUUAG
Molecule: messenger RNA, 6177 nt
Organism: Hypoxylon fragiforme
Lineage: Eukaryota; Fungi; Ascomycota; Sordariomycetes; Xylariales; Hypoxylaceae
Exons: 5
Coding region: 469-5616 (1715 amino acids)
Biological process (GO): chromatin remodeling
Cellular component (GO): nucleus
Molecular function (GO): histone H3K9 demethylase activity; histone H3K36 demethylase activity
Source: RefSeq, a predicted model, not a curated record